GGACGUUUCCAUCCGACGUCUCCAGCAGACACCGAAUCGGGUAACAAACACCUGCUGGCUGGAUCAUGGCGAGCCUUGGAGAAACGCUGUUCAUUUUGAGUGGAUAAAACCGCAUUUUGCGGUCUUAUUUACCCAUUGUUCGUUUAUAUUUUUUUAAAAAAUGUUUCCAGAUAUUUCUGUGUAGCGGUCAUUAAAGCUAAAACAAAAAAUGACGGCUGCCGACGCAACCCACACAGGAUUCUACUUCGUAAAAAAACUGGAGAACAUUUUGGACACUUGCAAACUAGAACUGACCCCAAUUGAUGAGGUUUGGCCACACCUUUACAUAGGAAAUGUGAUGGACAAGGGGAACAGGCUAUCUUCAGGGAGGUAUGAGACUCCACCGGUUUCAGACCUCCAGGAACUUCUAAUGAGGGGCUGCUACUCCACUGGGCCUGUCAACCAAGUGUGGCCGGGCGUGUACAUCGGCAAUGCGGCAAGUGCUCGAGACAAGGACACCCUGAGGAUAAUGGGAAUCACCCAUAUUGUUAACGCCGCCCACGGCCCUCUGCACAUCAACACAGGAGCCCGCUUCUACAGAGACCUGCCCAUAGAUUACUACGGCGUGGAGGCAGAUGAUGCUUACGAUUUUGACCUCAGCCUAUUUUUCUACCCCACUGCAAAGUUCAUUCGAGCGGCACUGUCCCAGUACGGGAAGGUGCUGGUGCACUGCGCCAUGGGAGUGAGCCGAUCUGCUGCACUGGUGCUGGCCUUCCUCAUGAUCUCUGAGGGUCUCACUCUGGUCGAGGCCAUCAAGGCCGUCCGGCAGCACAGGGACGUGUGUCCGAACUACGGCUUCCUGGAGCAGCUCCGACGACUCGACAUGACCCUGUGUCAAGAGAGGAGGCAACGGGAGGAGGCUUCCAAACCUAAAGUAGCACCUCAGAGAGAGGGGGAAGGGGAGCUUGCAGGUUGGCCAGGGUAUGAUACACCGUCAAUUUCGAAUCUUCGGCACCUGCUGUGGAUGAACAGACGGUCUACAGGCCCAGUGGAUCAAGUCUGGCCAGACCUGUACAUUGGAGAUGAGUCAACAGCACGAGACAAGGCUGUUCUGUCUAAUCUGGGAAUCACCCACAUAGUGAAUGCUGCUGAUGGGCCACACCGCAUCCGCACUGGUGCAUCUUUCUACAGAGACAUGUCCAUAAAAUACUGUGGGGUGGAAGCUGCAGACCACCCAGACUUUGACCUCAGCCCAUUCUUCUACCCUACUGUGGAGUUCAUUCAAACAGCACUUUGUCAGAAAGGGAAGGUGCUGGUGCACUGCGCCAUGGGAGUGAGCCGAUCUGCUGCAUUGGUGCUGGCCUUCCUCAUGAUCUCUGAGGGUCUCACUCUGGUCGAGGCCAUCAAGGCCGUCCGGCAGCACAGGGACGUGUGUCCGAACUACGGCUUCCUGGAGCAGCUCCGACGACUCGACAUGACCCUGUGUCAAGAGAAGAGGCGACGGGAGGAGGCUCCCAAACCUGAAGUGUAACCUUUGCAAGCUGUAGACACACUCAGCAAAGUUAACAAGCUCUAAAUGAGAACCAAGUCUGUAAAUUUUCUAGUGUCAACAUUUUUCAAACUUGUUAUCCUGUAAACUUGAAUGGCAAACUUUACAGGUUGGUUACUUUCCAUAUUGUGUAAGCUUUAAAAUUUGGCGGGCAUCUUAAAACUUUGUCACAGAUUAUCCUGAAAGCUGUAGGCCAUAAUUUCUCACAUGUUCCACAGUUCUAUCAAGUAAUUCUACGUAUCCCGAACCCCGGGCAGAAGAAUUAUCUCCAUACCAGCAAAGUUAACAAGUCGCAAAUUUUAUAAGCUUUACUGAGUUAAAGCUAACCUUAAAAACUAAAACAAAUAAGCUUUGAAGUCAACAAGCUGUA
Scleropages formosus (Asian bonytongue) is the source of this 1898-nucleotide messenger RNA. RefSeq lists its product as uncharacterized. Bases 209 to 1510 code for a protein of 433 amino acids. The transcript is spliced from 7 exons. Gene Ontology annotation, cellular component: cytoplasm. The record is from RefSeq and is a predicted model, not a curated record. Gene Ontology annotation, molecular function: MAP kinase phosphatase activity; protein tyrosine/serine/threonine phosphatase activity. Lineage: Eukaryota; Metazoa; Chordata; Actinopteri; Osteoglossiformes; Osteoglossidae. Gene Ontology annotation, biological process: negative regulation of MAPK cascade; protein dephosphorylation.